UGUUAUAAAUUUAAAGUCUAAAAUGCAAAUGUUACAGUACUUAUACACACAUUUUAAAUUAGGUUUUAAUUAUACACAGCUUAAUUCAAAGAUAAAAUAUAGUAUACAACUUUUUACAAGCCCACAUUCAGAAUACCAUGAUGAGGGAUAGAGAAAGUGUUUAUUUAAUUCAAAUAUUCUAUUAUUUUUUUUUUUUUAAUAGCCUGUUCUAAAAUACAGUUCAGUAGUCUCACAUCAUUCUUAACAGUAGUUUUUUUUGUUGUCAAAAACAGAUUCCUUUCAUACAUACAAAACUUGAAAAUGGGAUUGAUUUUAUUAGUCUACUUAAUAUUAAUAACAACAACAGUUAUUAACAUAAUAGCAAUUACUGUACCAAAACAAAAUGAAUUAAAUAGGGUACAAAAAUCACUGUUGGAAAGAGUUUUUUAUCCUAGAAGUAAAACCCAUUCCACAACAAACCAUCAUUCUACCGAGCUACAAAAUUCAUUUGGUGUUUCUGGUAAUGUAGGAAUUGGAUUUCAUUUUGGGAGUGGUUAUAGAAUAAAAAAUGGUGAUGGAAAAGAAGAUCAGGAAAUUGUGCACAACAAAAUGUAUGAUAAGUAUUUGGGGACUAGUUUUGGUUUUGGAUCAUUGGGAAAUAACAAAAAAGGUCAUAUUGAAAAUGUUGAACAAUCAGUUACGGCAGACCAGAACACUAUUUAUCAUGACGAAGUUAAUUCAAUAGAUCAAGAGUCUGAUAGUGAAAUAAUUCCAACUACAACAGCAACACCAAAGAUUGGAGUCUUCCGAAAAAUCAGUAACUAUUGGACCGGUGAACAGUCAGAACCCAAAAGUAACUAUACUAGCAUCGGUAUUUUUAAAUGGAGUAUGCAAAAUUUAAAAAACAAAAAUAAUGUCGGAACACCUAGAUAAAAAAAAAAUUGUACAUGCCUAAUAUUGAUGUAAACCUAUAGUAUUGUUAUUAGCCAUUUGGUAAAAUAAUUAGAUAUGUACUUACAAAAGUUUAUUCUUAUUUUACUAUCACAAUGGUUUUAGAAGCACUAAAAUAAUAUGCAUAGUUAUUAGUUAAUAAUAUAUUAUAAUUUUAAAUAUUAGAAAACCAUAUUUAACAAUUAACUAUUAAGACAAUAAUUAUUAAUUAAAAUGCAAAUCUCAAAUCGGUAUCGGUAUAUUUUCACUGUUCUGUUUGUUUUUUUUUUUUUUUAUUGAUAACGCAGAUAACAAUACCACAGAAUAGAUGUGACAAAUUUAAUACA
Acyrthosiphon pisum (pea aphid) is the source of this 1256-nucleotide messenger RNA. RefSeq lists its product as uncharacterized. The transcript has 2 exons. The coding region runs from base 301 to 912 and encodes 203 amino acids. The record is from RefSeq and is a predicted model, not a curated record. NCBI's taxonomy places the organism in Eukaryota, Metazoa, Arthropoda, Insecta, Hemiptera, Aphididae.